AUGAUUAUUCGCGCAGCAAGCGACAGUGACAGUGACGACGGUCUACUGCGUACCGACCAAGCGGUCGCUUCCUCUCGUCGCUCCGUGUUUGACCCCCCAGACGUCGAUUCAACGUCCUUGAAAGGCAGUACUACGCGGUAUACGUGGUUCGCAGCGUGUGGCGCGUUAAUUCUGCUGCUUCUUGUGGACGUGGCAGCCGUCUUUAAUCCUUCGCCCGAUGUCUUCGCACUGCUUCCUAUGCUCGUGUCUUCCAUAUUGUACAAUGAGGCCAUCAUGUUGCCUCCCACCGCGUCAUUCCUCAACCAAUUCAUGGGACUGGGGCUUGUUGCUGUAUGGAUUUACUCAAGAGAAAAGAGUGUAGCCUCUGGAGACACGUCGCCAUGGUUUUGUAACGCUCGCUAUGGAAUGUGGACAGUAGGGGCACUUCUUUUGCUUGGACACGUAGUAUCUUGUUUCUAUCUGUUAUUCGCGCUACUGGAAAGCAACGGAGAUCGUGCUAAACUCUGGCUCGGACGGAAAAAUUGCAAACGAUACAGAACGGGGCCUUAUGGGCGAGCGUAG
Molecule: messenger RNA, 561 nt
Organism: Peronospora belbahrii
Lineage: Eukaryota; Oomycota; Peronosporomycetes; Peronosporales; Peronosporaceae
Source: the annotation of a GenBank genome assembly